ACAAGUAGAUACAAAUUGUUCCAAUUAGAGGAAGGUACAGGUACAAUGUAUGUAUAUAAAAUAGGGGAAGAGGAGCAUCUAGCUGCUAUUAGUCUAGGGCUGCUUGCCAUGCUCGGUCCAUUCUCUAUGCCUAUUAUCUAUGCUCUAUGCGGUCACUAUGUCUACUACAUUCUAUAAUCAUAACAUCAUGACAUUUACAUAACCUUAAACCGCCUUAGACAACAUAACCGUCUCAAUUUGAGUGAGGAAACUACUUGCAACACAAUUUUAUUAAGUUAAAUUUGAUUGAAUUAAUACAUUUAAAGCAAAUAUAAAUAAGCUUCAGUAUUAUCCUUCAAUGCUAGAAUGAUGUCGAUUAACUUAGCCUCGCCGUUUUUGAAAACAUAAAAAGGAUGAGCUGUGUUCAAUUGUCCAAGUAUUGUGUUUAACAUCGUUCGGCUUCUUUGUCCUGAAUAUAGUUCUUGAAUGAAUAUUUCUUUCUAUUGAAUUACAAAUUCAGAAGAUAUAAAGUUGAUAUUAGUGCAUUUUCAGAUGAAAAUUUUGACGUUAAAGCUUGGAUUAACAAUACUUUGAAAAAUGCUGACCAAGAUAAGAAAGAAAAUUUUACCAUGUCCUUGGUUAUGAAACUGCAAUUGUAUGUGCAGCAAAUAAAUUCUGUUUUGGAACAAACCAGUGAACAAAUUCUAACUUCCCUGCCUAAAAUAAUGAGAGAUACAAAAAACUUACAAGAGGAAGCAUUGAUACUACGUGAAAAGAUGGAAUCUGUAAAGGAAGAAAUUUUCAAAGUUGAACAAGAUACUGGUCCCUCCUUACAGUCAAUUGAAAAAUUAGAUAGAUUAAAAUCACAACUUGAAAUUGCAAAACAAAGUUUACAUGAAAGUGAUAAUUGGACCAUGUUAGUUAACGAUUUAGAAGAAUUGUUUGAUUCAAAAAAUAUAGAAGUUAUAGCUACUAAAUUGCUAAGUAUGCAGCAAUCAUUGAAAUUACUAAUAAACGCACCCGACUACGAGGAUAGAAAACUUCAACUAGAAGGAUUGAAAAAUCGCCUGGAAGCAAUAACAAGCCCCAUGAUUGUGCAAACAUUUACUACAAAUAAUAUAGAACAAGCAAUUUCAUAUGCACAAAUUUUUGAAUCAAUCAAUCGUAUGCCUCAAUUAAUAAAGUACUACCAUAACUGUCAUAAAGAAUUACUAUUAAAAAAAUGGAGAGAUCAAUUGGAGGUGGAGCAGGACGAACAAAUUUGCCAGUGUAUUCACAAUUAUCUUGAUUUUUUAUUGUCGCAUUGGCACUCACAAGCUAAGUGGUUUUCACAAGUUUUCCCACAUAAUUCUGCAUUAGACGCUUUAACGGACACUUACGUCAGCGCACUAUCUGGUUUGGAUCCCAGUAUAGGCGAUUGCAUUGAAGCUGCACUAAAACAAACUACAGAAAAGCUUAAUUUGUUGAACGAUGUCAAGCAAAUUUUAAAACAGUUUGCAACAAAUAUUACAGCACUAGUCGAAACCAGUACGCAAGGUAAAAUUGACAAGCAAAAACACCUGCCUUUACUUCAAGUAAUUUACAGCCCUCUUGUAAAUUUUGUUUCAAAAUAUGCAGCUUACGAACAAGCGUUUUUACUUCAGAAAUUAUCCAACAUAAACUACGUAAAAGACGAUUUAAAUGAUACUGUAAAGAGUUUAAACUUUACCAUCCCGCAAAUCGUGGAUUUAGCAAGAGAUGCGAAGAAGCGAUGCCAUGAUAUAACAGAAAACUGCGGUUUGUGUGGUCUGCUUAUUGCCAUUCGCGCGCUAUUCAUUAAUUUCGCCGACUAUUUCCGUGUUGUUUUACGACAAAUCGAACGAAGUCGAACCCAUAAAGAGGAAUGGAAUGUUUUUCAGUUAUGUUUAACUCAUUUAGAAAGUACUGGUGAUGUUCUGUUAAAGAUACAACAGUUAGAGAAAGAUUUGACCAGAACUGUUUUGGAUGUUAAUGAGAAUGAUGUCGAAAUUCAGUAUAAAUAUUUGUUGUUAAAUUCUGUUGAUCGGAAAGAAUUCGAGUCGCUUAUCAGAUGUGUAACUGAUGGAACACAGUUGUUUCUUUUAGAUUAUGUGACCUCCGAAUUUAGUAAAUUGUGCGCCGAUAUUCAUAGAACAUUGUAUCAAGUUGUGCUCGAGCCGAUCGUUGGCCAUUUAGAUGUGGCAAAAAAACCAGAAGCAUGGGCGAAUGUUAACGAUUUAGUUUUUAAUAAUGACUUGCCAGACUACAGUUUUUCGCCACAAGAGUACAUAACGCAGAUCGGGCUGUACCUUAUGACUCUUCCCCAACAUUUGGAGCCAUUUUUCUUUAGAGAAAAUCCUUCAUUAUGGACAGCUUUAAAGGCCGCAGAUGAACGAUAUAACGUAGCUGGCGAAGACGUCGUUUUAGCCGACAUUUUUCUUCGCAUAAUAGCAACCAGUGUAUGUCAGUCUUUCAGUGAUCGAAUACUAUCUAUACGAGAACUCAAUCAAAUGGCUAGUAGACAACUUUCUCACGAUAUAGGUUAUUUAGCAAAUGUAUUGGAAGAUUUAGGAGUAUCAGUUACAGAAGACCUUAAACAGUUAAGUAAUCUUUUAAAAUUGCCCUCGGAUGUUUACCAAACUCAAAGUUCUGGAUACAUGGCUAAAUAUGUAGCAGCAGUAAGGCAAAUGAGAAAUAUUACUUCAACUUAGCAAUUCAUUUAGAUAGCUUCAUAAAAUGAUAUGUAUUGUAUUAUGUAAUAAUUGAGAAGAAAUGGUUUACAUAUUUAUUACAAUUCAGCUGUGUAAUCUAUUUAAUAUCAAAAUAAUUUUAAUCAUACAUUAAUCAUGGGGAAAUGUAAAUAAAAUGAAAAAGAAGAAUAAAAAAUGAGCUACUUUAUUUCAUCUUACCGAAUAGUAGUAGUACUGUAUAAUUAUUUUAUCAGUUCAUAGCACUUUUACAUGAUUAUUGUUUGAUUACCAAACAUAAUAAGUUAAUGAUAUUAUGCAAUCAUACAAAAUUUGACAUUCAAACAAAAACAAGCGAGCAUUUAAUCAUUACGAUGUUUUUCACAUUCAUUCGUACCAAAACUUGUGAAUACUUUUUUAUUUUCUUAAAACUAUUGUUCCCAAUGUUUUGAAUGUAUUACAUCGAUGUCGGCGA
This is a messenger RNA of Agrilus planipennis (emerald ash borer), 3138 nucleotides long. It is a transcript of the gene Cog7, whose product is annotated as conserved oligomeric Golgi complex subunit 7. The transcript is spliced from 9 exons. Gene Ontology annotation, biological process: retrograde vesicle-mediated transport, Golgi to endoplasmic reticulum; intracellular protein transport; Golgi organization. Lineage: Eukaryota; Metazoa; Arthropoda; Insecta; Coleoptera; Buprestidae. Gene Ontology annotation, cellular component: COG complex. The record is from RefSeq and is a predicted model, not a curated record. The coding region runs from base 609 to 2687 and encodes 692 amino acids.